UCGGCAGACGCCAUCAACAUCGUUCCCAGAAAGCCCCAGAGAUUUUGAUAGAAUACCCAACAUAUCCCACCCACCCGCGAAGUAAAACUCAGAGGCUUUUUUCGGAGCCAGUUCCUUCGGGAGUGUCCCCUCCUUUUUUCCAAAGCCCCUCCGCUUGGCUUUCCUUCUCACUGUUUCUUCUUCAAUUCUUCACAUUUCGUCUAUCAGAUUCGUUUGAUCAGACGGUCCAGCUCUCUCCAUCAAUGACUAUGAUGACUCCUCCACCAAUAGAUCAAGAAGACGAGGAGAUGCUCGUGCCGCAUUCGGAUUUGGUCGAGGGACCUCAGCCUAUGGAAGCAGCUCAAGUGGAGCCCGCUAGUACAGUUGAGAAUCAUCAAGUGGAAGAUCCUCCAACUAUGAAAUUCACCUGGACUAUUGAGAACUUCUCUAGGUUGAACACUAAGAAGCAUUACUCUGAGAUCUUCAUUGUUGGCGGUUAUAAAUGGAGAAUACUAAUAUUCCCCAAGGGUAACAAUGUGGACUAUUUGUCCAUGUAUUUAGACGUGGCAGAUUCUUCGACAUUGCCAUAUGGUUGGAGUAGAUAUGCACAAUUUAGCUUGGCUGUGAUUAAUCAGAUUCAUAAUAAGUUUUCGAUAAAAAAGGACACACAACACCAGUUUAAUGCAAGAGAGAGUGAUUGGGGAUUCACAUCAUUCAUGCCUCUGAGUGAUCUUUAUGACCCUAGCAGGGGAUAUUUAGUGAAUGACACCUGUGUUGUUGAAGCUGAGGUGGCUGUCCGUAAGGUUCUUGAUUACUGGUCAUAUGACUCAAAGAAGGAAACUGGUUAUGUUGGACUCAAAAAUCAGGGGGCAACUUGUUACAUGAAUUCACUCCUUCAGACAUUGUACCAUAUUCCUUAUUUCAGAAAGGCUGUCUACCAUAUGCCGACGACUGAAAAUGAUAUGCCUUCAGGAAGCAUACCUUUGGCACUGCAGAGUUUAUUCUAUAAGCUUCAAUACAAUGACAGCAGUGUUGCAACAAAAGAAUUGACCAAAUCUUUUGGAUGGGAUACAUAUGAUUCUUUUAUGCAGCAUGACGUGCAAGAACUCAACAGAGUUCUGUGUGAAAAGCUUGAAGACAAAAUGAAGGGAACUGUUGUUGAGGGGACGAUACAACAGUUAUUUGAAGGACACCAUAUGAACUACAUUGAAUGCAUCAAUGUGGACUACAAAUCUACAAGAAAGGAGUCUUUUUACGAUCUCCAGCUUGAUGUUAAAGGGUGUCGUGAUGUUUAUGCUUCCUUUGACAAAUAUGUGGAGGUUGAACGACUUGAGGGUGAUAACAAGUACCAUGCUGAAGAACAUGGUUUGCAGGAUGCUAAGAAGGGCGUCUUGUUUAUUGAUUUCCCUCCAGUCCUUCAGCUUCAGCUAAAGCGGUUUGAAUAUGAUUUUAUGCGGGACACGAUGGUAAAGAUAAAUGAUCGCUACGAAUUUCCUCUUCAACUUGACCUUGAUAAGGAGAAUGGCAAAUAUCUAUCACCUGAAGCAGAUAGGAGUGUCCGCAACCUUUAUACCCUUCAUAGUGUUUUGGUUCAUAGUGGUGGGGUGCAUGGCGGACAUUACUAUGCUUUUAUCAGACCAACCCUUACUGAUCAGUGGUACAAGUUUGAAGAUGAACGUGUGACAAAAGAGGACAUAAAGAGGGCUUUAGAAGAGCAGUAUGGUGGUGAAGAAGAGUUGCCUCAGACCAAUCCUGGCUUCAACAAUACUCCCUUCAAAUUUACAAAAUACUCUAAUGCAUACAUGCUUGUGUAUAUAAGGGAAAGUGACAGAGACAAAAUUAUUUGUAAUGUUGACGAGAAGGACAUAGCUGAACACCUAAGGAUAAGAUUGAAGAAAGAGCAGGAAGAGAAAGAGGAUAAGAGAAGAUAUAAAGCACAAGCCCACCUAUUUACUAUCAUUAAGGUUGCACGCGAUGAAGAUCUUGCAGAACAGAUUGGAAAGGAUAUCUAUUUUGACCUUGUGGAUCAUGACAAAGUUCGCAGUUUCCGUAUCCAGAAACAAACGCCCUUUAAUGUUUUCAAGGAGGAGGUUGCCAUAGAAUUUGGCAUACCUGUGCAAUUUCAACGGUUCUGGAUUUGGGCAAAACGGCAAAACCAUACAUAUCGCCCCAAUCGGCCAUUGACCCUGCAGGAGGAAGCACAAUCUGUUGGACAAUUGAGAGAGAUUUCAAACAAGACACAUAAUGCAGAGUUAAAGUUGUUUUUGGAAGUGGAGCUUGGGCCGGAUUUACAUCCUAUUCCUCCACCUGACAAAUCUAAGGAAGAUAUUCUACUAUUCUUCAAGUUUUAUGAUCCUGAGAAAAAGAAGCUAAGAUAUGUUGGUAGGCUUUUUGUGAGGAGUUCUGGUAAGCCAAUUGAAAUUUUGGGGAAACUUAAUCAAAUGGCUUGCUUUCCUCCUGAUGAAGAGAUUGAACUCUACGAGGAAAUAAAGUUUGAGCCUUGUGUCAUGUGUGAACACCUUGACAAGAGGACCUCUUUCCGGUCAAGUCAGAUUGAAGAUGGAGACAUUAUUUGCUUUCAAAAGUCUCCUCCACUUGAACGUGAAGAAGAAUGCAAAUAUUCAGAUGUUCCUUCAUUUUUGGAAUAUGUACACAACCGUCAGAUUGUUCAUUUUCGAUCUUUGGAGAGACCAAAGGAAGAUGAUUUUUGUUUAGAGUUGUCAAAGGUACAUAGUUAUGAUGAAGUAGUGGAAAGAGUGGCCUGCCGAAUUGGAUUGGACGAUCCUUCCAAAAUCAGGCUCACAGCUCACAACUGCUAUUCACAGCAGCCUAAGCCUCAGCCAAUCAAGUAUAGAGGAGUAGAGCAUUUGUCAGAUAUGCUAGUUCAUUACAAUCAGACUUCUGAUAUUCUAUACUAUGAAGUUCUGGACAUUCCCCUGCCAGAAUUACAAGGUCUAAAAAAUCUCAAAGUUGCUUUUCAUCAUGCAACAAAAGAUGAGGUGGUGAUUCAUAAUAUCAGAUUGCCAAAACAGAGCACUGUUAGAGAUGUGAUCAACGUACUUAAAACAAAGGUAGAGUUGUCUAAUCCAAAUGCAGAACUCAGACUGCUCGAAGUUUUCUAUCACAAGAUCUAUAAGAUCUUUCCUCACAAUGAAAAGAUUGAGAAUAUAAAUGACCAAUACUGGACUUUACGAGCAGAGGAGAUUCCAGAAGAAGAGAAAAACCUGGGUCCUCAUGAUCGCUUAAUUCAUGUUUACCACUUCACUAAAGAGACUGCACAAAACCAGAUGCAAGUCCAAAACUUUGGAGAACCCUUCUUCUUGGUUAUUCAUGAAGGUGAAACUUUAGCUGAAGUUAAAGUGCGUGUACAAAAGAAGUUGCAAGUUCCAGAUGAUGAGUUUUCCAAGUGGAAAUUUGCAUUCUUGUCACUGGGUCGUCCAGAGUAUCUACAAGAUUCUGAUAUUGUUUCAAGUCGUUUUCAGAGAAGAGAUGUUUAUGGUCCUUGGGAACAGUACCUUGGGCUGGAGCACUCAGAUAAUGCUCCAAAGAGAGCUUAUGCUGUAAACCAGAAUCGUCACACAUUUGAGAAGCCUGUUAAAAUAUAUAACUAGGUUAGAGAUGAUGAUCCUCCGGAGGCGCAUUUAGCUUACAUCGAGCAGUCCUCACAGCCACAAUGAAUUGAUGAUCAAAUGGAAAAGGUAAAGAUGAAAGUAAAGUGGCGUAUUGGAAAAGGAACGAUGAAAAGCCCAAAUGGAGGUGAUUUGUGUAGGAUUCAAUUAUUGGUUUGUAGGUUGAAUUAUUUUUUCCUGAUAUGGGUGGGGAAGGAGAGAGAUAGUAUAUUGUUAUUCCCUGCUCGAGUUCUAGUGUCUGUUCCCAUCAGGUUUUGUUUUCCUUUUUCCUUUUUUCCAAAUAUGAAAGCCCCUCCUUUUGCCUUCAGAGGUUGGUGGCUUUCCAUAUAUAUACAGCUCCAUUGUAAUUUAGCAGUACAUAAGGAGAUUUUGAGGGGAUGUAUAUCAGGUAUAGUCGGCUGCAUUUGACACAUUUUUCAACUUCUUUUUUUUUUUUUAAAUCCUUUUAUGUUUGACUUGGAAAAAGAUGCAAAGGAAAAUGAUUAUCUCUGGAGGUGGCUGAGUUUGUAAAUGGUUGAUCGUUAAACCUGGUUGUAGGAUUGUGUAGAAAUUACCUUGCUGCUUUGCAGUCUGGAUUGUUUAACUAAUAGAGCAUUUUCAUAAUUUAUGAUUUUUA
Ziziphus jujuba (common jujube) is the source of this 4224-nucleotide messenger RNA. Its product is annotated as ubiquitin C-terminal hydrolase 12. Gene Ontology annotation, biological process: regulation of protein stability; protein deubiquitination. The coding region runs from base 243 to 3590 and encodes 1115 amino acids. Gene Ontology annotation, molecular function: protein binding; cysteine-type deubiquitinase activity; cysteine-type endopeptidase activity. Gene Ontology annotation, cellular component: nucleus; cytosol. The transcript is spliced from 32 exons. Lineage: Eukaryota; Viridiplantae; Streptophyta; Magnoliopsida; Rosales; Rhamnaceae. The record is from RefSeq and is a predicted model, not a curated record.